Molecule: messenger RNA, 3697 nt
Organism: Artibeus jamaicensis (Jamaican fruit-eating bat)
Lineage: Eukaryota; Metazoa; Chordata; Mammalia; Chiroptera; Phyllostomidae
Gene: OLR1
Product: oxidized low density lipoprotein receptor 1
Exons: 6
Coding region: 81-977 (298 amino acids)
Biological process (GO): cell death; lipoprotein metabolic process; inflammatory response
Cellular component (GO): signaling receptor complex; plasma membrane
Molecular function (GO): low-density lipoprotein particle receptor activity
Source: RefSeq, a predicted model, not a curated record
ACUAUUUAAACACUCCAGCAAAAGCUCUCACAUUUUCACUUUGUGGAGGUCCUUGACUGCUUCACUUUCUCAUUCUUGGAAUGAAUUUGGAUAUGACUUUUGAUGACCUCAAGAGCAAGAUUAUGAAGGACCAACCUGAUCAGAAGGCAAAUGGAGAGAAAGCUAAAGGUCCUCGUUUGCUUUCUUCCUGGUGGUGGUGCCCUGUGGCUGUGACUCUAGGGAUCCUUUGUCUGGGUUUGCUGGUGGCCGUUAUAAUGCUGAUAAUGCAAUUAUCCCAGGUGUCUGAUCUUCUAAAGGAACAGCAAGCAAAUCUGACUCACCAGGAAAAUAUACUGGAGGGACAGAUGUUGGCCCAGAAGCAAGAAGAAAAAGCUUGCCGUGAACAACAGAGGGAACUCAAGGAAACGGUUGAAACACUUGCCCAGAAGCUGGAAGAGAAAUCCAAACAACAAAUGGAACUUUAUCAGCAGAACCUGAAUCUCCAAGAAGUUCUGAAGAAAGCAGCAAAUUUUUCAGGUCCUUGUCCCCAAGACUGGCUCUGGCAUGAAAAAAACUGCUACUUCUUUCCCACUGACCCACUUAACUGGGAAAAAAGCCAGGAGAACUGCUUGUCUUUGGAUGCCCAGAUGCUGAUAAUUAAUAGCACAUCUGAUCUGGAAUUCAUCAAGCAAGCAAGUGCUCAUUCCAAUUUCCCGUUCUGGACAGGGUUGUCUCGGAGGAAAGCAAGCUACUUCUGGCUCUGGGAGGAUGGUUCUCCUUUGAUGCCCCACGUGUUUAGGAUCCAGGGAGCUGUUUCCCAGAAACAUCCUUCAGACACUUGUGCCUAUCUACAAAGGGGAACUGUUUUUGCUGACAACUGCAUUUUAACUGCGUACAGUAUAUGUCAGAAGAAGGCCAAUCUCAUUGAGAGCACAGUGACUUUGAAGGCUCUGGAAGAAAUGGAGGAGCCGGUCUUUGAACUCUUUUCUGGAAUUUAAGCUAUUCUUCCUCACCUGGUGCAAACCACGAGAGCCCUGAGAACAGGUGUUGGGAGACCAUAGAGCUUCUUAGCAGAACGUGGGGCUCCAGCUGCCAGACACCUUUAUGUCAAACGUUUUGAUUCUAUCUCUGUCUACAUUUUUUUUUUUACCUAGCUUGUCUAAAGCUUCCCAGCCAAACUUUGGUCCCUCUUUCCUUGUUUAUUUUAAUGUUUUGCUCCUUUCCAAGCCUUGGGAACCCCUUCUACCUCAGUGCCAUCUUCCCCUCACCCUUCAAAAACUGCAGAGAAGAAAGACAAGGGAGGAGUUGCCCAACCGCAAUAGAGGGGGAAAAAAGGAAGCAUGUACGGGAAACAGCACAUGAACAAGUAGAAAAGAGGAAAGGCCAUGCUGCAAUCAAGAAGCUCAUGUGCUCAAUGUCAAAAGCUACCACUUGUUGGUCUUUGAAAUCGGGUCUCUCUCCAGGCUUUCCAUGUACACACACACACACACACACACACACACACACACAUUAUCUUCACAUUUUGGUGCCAUUGGGGUGUCCUGGGAAAUACUUCCAUAUCUGAUGGUCUUUUCUAUAAACUAGUUUACAAUUAAUUAGGUCAUUUCUUCAUCUUUUCUCUACCAAAAAACUACUUACUGCAUUUAAUUUUUCCAAUCAGUAUUUGUUAGAUUUGUGGGGUGGGUGCCCCAGAAGGAAAAAAAAGUUAAUCCCCCCCCCAAAGUACAUAACUUUUAUAGAUAAACUCUUCUCAAUCGGUUUCACUGUGGUAUAGUGCAGAAACAUAUAGGACCAAAAAUAAUGGCACUCAAGUGUAGAACAAACCGAGUUAGGCAUAGAAAUAUAAUCGAAUAGGAACACAUGGAAUUGGAAAUAUGUCUUCUGUUUUCAGUGCACAUAUUUCAAACCCACAAUCAACAAGUUUUUGCUUCUGUAAACAUGUUCCCUUGAAAUCAUCACUACAAACAGGACAGUGAGCAUUUCCAUCACCCAUCAAAGUUUCACCAUGCUCCUCCUCAACAGCUCUUCCCCAGGCAACUACCGGUCCAAUCUCAGGGGGAAUUUUGUAGUGCAUUAUAUGAAUGAAAUCAUACAGUAUGCCUUUUUUUCUCUAGCUACCUUUACUUAGCAUAACUAUUUUAAGAGCCAUCUAUCUUGUCGUUUGUAUCAGUGUUUCAUUCCUUUUAAAUGUUGAAUAUUAUUCUUGUGUGUGAAUAGACCACAAUUUGUCUAUCCAUUUACCUGUUGAUACCAUUUGGAUUCUUGAAAAGAACUACUAGAAAUAAAGCUGCUAUGAACAUUUGUGUAUAAGUGUUUGUAUGAACAGGAUUUCUCUUCUCCUGAGUAAAUAUUUACGAGUGUAAAGUCUGAAUCAUUCAGUGGGUGUUUGUUUAGCUAAAGAGACUGCCACACUGUUUUCCAAAGUUGUAUUAUGUUGCAUUUCUACCAGCAGUGUUCUCAUGUUCCCAUUCCCCUGCAUCAUGGUCUAUACUUGGUAUGAUCAGUCUUGCAGUUUUAACUCUUCUAAUAGGUACACAGUGGUGUAUCAUUUUAGCUUUACUUUGCAUUUCCUAAAUGGAGAAUGAUUUUUUAGCGUCUUCUUUUGUGUUUAUUUGUUAAAUGUACAUUUUCUUAGAUAAAAUCACCUACAAAUUUCUUGAAACAUUUUUAUAAGAUUUUACUUAUUUUAUUUUUAGAUGGAAUGGGAAGGGAGGGAGAAAGAGAGGGAGAGAAACAUCAAUGUGUGGUUGCCUCUAGCAUGUCCUUCACUGGGAACCUGGCCUGCAACCCAGGCAUGUGCCCUGACUGGGAAUCACACUGGUGACCCUUUGGUUUCCAGGCUGGCACUCAUACCACUGAGCCACACCAGCCAGGGCAAAUUUCUUGAAAAUUCUUAUUUCAGUUAUUUUUUUCUUAUAUAUUGAGUCUCAAAAGCUCUUUCUGUUCUAGAUAAAAGUCCUUUAUCAGCUAUUGUUCUGAUUGUCUUUUCAGUUUAUGACUUGUUUUUUGUUUUUUGAACAGUUCUCAGAAAAGCAAAAGUUUUAAACUUUAAUGAAGUCCAUUUUCAUGUUUCUACUGUUCUUUCUAAAAGUUUGUUGCCUAACUUAAGGCCACAGAAUUUUUCUCUUAUGUUUUCUUCUAGAAAUUUUAUUUUACUUUUUCUGUAAAGAUUUUAUUUAUUUUUUAGAGAGAGGAGGAGGGAGGGAGAAAGAAAGAGAGAGAAACAUCAAUGUGCAAGAGAAACAUUGAUCAAUUGCUUCUUGCAUGUCCCCAAUGCAGGACCUGGUCCACAACCUGGGUAUGUGCUCUGGGUAUGAACCAGUGACCUUUGGGUUCACAGGCCCGUGCUCAACCCACUGAACCACACCACCCAGGCCUUCUUCUAGAAAUUUUAUAGUUUCAUAUUUUACAUAAAAAUCUGAUACUAAUUUGGUUUUUUUGUGAGUUAUGUAUCAAAGUUUUUUUUCUUAUGGAUAGUCAAUUAUUUUAGCAACAUUUGCUGAAAAGAAUGUUUGUUUUUCACUACAUUGCCUUUUCAUUUUGCCAGCAAUCAGUUAUCCAUAUUCGCAUGGGUCUAUUUCUGGACUUGGUUCUGUUCUAUUGACCAACUUGUACAUUUUUACACUACCAUCCUAUUUGGAAUCCUGCAGUUUUUUAAUAUAUCUUAAAAUAACAGUGCUAGUCUAACUUUUUUCAAACUUGUCUUGACUUAUCUAGG